CUACAAAAGCCCAGUAAUGCUCAAAGACCUUUCUUGAGGGAUUGCAAGGAGUUUACCUGCAGGACUGGUGGACACAGUCAUUUUAAAAACUCUAGACACUUGACUGUAUUUAGGUUUAGCUGCUUGCUGGGACAGUUGUGGAGUUCUGGAUUGAGCUGAGAGGGAAAGAUCUGGAUAUCAGCAAGAACCCAUCCCGAGCUUUGUUUUGGCUUUUCUGAUUAUUGGACGCCUGGACGUGGAGGACAAUGUCCAGUGAAGGUGAUGCUGGAGGUCAUACUUCCACAACAACAAUCAGCACUGUGGCCAUACAGGCUGGCAACUCUCAGAUUGUUGUAGCAGUGCUCAAGUGUGGGGAACUGGUGAAGCUACAACUAACUGAAGCACAACCCAACCUCCUAGAAAUCGGAAACAACCAGGAUGAGACCAAACAGCUUCUUGAGGAACAUGAACAGCUUCUAACCAAACUUAAGAAAAAUGAAGGAGGUGUGUGGGCUUUGCUGGAAGAGGCUGAUAAAACAGCCGAGGAGAAGAAGGCAGAGGAGCAGGUAUAUGAGGCCAUGGCUGUCUCUCUCAGCAAGGCUUGGAAGACUCUGGUGACCCACCUGGAGAAGAGAAAAUCUCUCCUGAUUUUGGCUUGCCAUUUCUUUGAGUGUGCUCUGGAGUUUGCCAUCAAUAUAGAUGAAGCUGAGGACUUUCAGAGUGUUGGCCAGGAGCUGACCUCUGCAAACUGCAUGAAUGAACUGCUUCAGAGACACAGCACUAUUAGAAGAGGGAUGUUGGAGAAGUCAAUGCUGGUGUUGAAUAAAAGUCGUGAGUUUCUGGAGUUUUUAAAAGACUUCCAGUCUGAGCAGGCCCUGCAGUAUGGCAGAGCUCCUCAUGGGGCCUGGAGCAGCUGUGGAAAGGUUGAGGGUUUAAUGGAGAUUCUGCAGGACAGACGCAGGCAAGUGGACCUCUGCAUGAGACGACAACAGCAUGAGCUGGAAAUGAUCCACCACAUUUGCCAAUGGGUACAACAGGAACAGGAAGUAACAGGAUGGUUUAAGGAAAAGACUACUUUGUUCUUGGAAAACAAUCAGCUGGGUUCAUCACUGUCUGAAAAUGAAGAUUUACUGAAAGAAUUUAAAGAGUUUGAAUUGAAAGCCAAGGACUGGGAUGUGCUGGUGGAGAGGUUACUACAGCAGGCUUCUGAGCUGCUGUCCUCAAAUGACUGCCCAGAGCUUCAGCACUUGUCUGAUAAGAGUGAAAAACUCAAAGCCACGCAUGAGCAGUUCUGGAGUUUGAUGAUGAAUCGGCUGGCUCAUCUGCUGGAGAGCAAUGCCUUUUACAGCAGUGCCAAUAAAGCGUUUGAGGUGCUGGGCACCAUAGAAAUUGCUAUUAAAGACCUGAAGACUCAAGCUCUGUCGUUACCUGAGCUGGGGAAGAAACAUAAAGAAAUUUCAUGCAGUAUAAAAGAGGCUUCCACUGAGGCUCUUCAGAGAGGUCAGCUGUUACUUCAGAAGCUCAAACCGCAAAGUGCCCAAGUCGGAGGGCUGCAAAGGAUGCUUGGAUACAUCAAAGAGAGGGUGGAGGUGCUGAGUCGUGAGUGCCACGCCCACAAAGUUCUCACAGGCAAAAGACAGCAACUGGUGACUGCAUUUGAAGAACUGGUGGAUAAGGUCUCUGCCUGGAUUAAGAACAGCAACGGUGCCCUCUCUGCCAGCAUAGAGCCUGGUUCAACUUUAACUGAGGCUGAGGACACUCUUAACAAACAUGUUGAGCUCCUUUCACAGUCUCAGCAGGAUGUUAUGAGAGAAUCCGAGGCUAUAGCUGGUUUUAUAAAGGAGCUGCGGGGGCUGGAAUCCUCAGAGACAGUCGAUUUGUCUAACAAAGCCUCACUUCUGGCAGAAGAGAUGAAAACAUUGGUCAGGGACAUUUCAACACAUGUGGAGAUCCUCAGACCCUAUGUGGACUUCUUACGCUCUGCUGAUGAGGUUAAAGAGCAGAUAAGAACAUUGCAGGAAUGCUACAAGAACAGGACAGAAGAAGAGGAGGAGAAUGAAGGAACAUGUGCAACCAUAAAGGAAAUGUUGGAUGCUAAGUGGCAGUCUCUUCUGCAGAGUUUUUUCACCAUGCAGGACCUAGGCAACAAUUUCAUCAACUCCUCUAACAUGGUCAGUGGCAACCUGAAACUGAAUAUUAAAGUGGCAGGAAAUGUUGUGGAAAAACAUAUGGAGACCCUGACCAAGACAAAAUCUGAACUAUCUGAUCUGUGGACAUCUUGGCAACUUCAUUAUAGUGAGAUCAAAUCUGUAAAGAAGCAGUGGAAAAAAAUUAAGGAUCAACUCAAAAAGGUUCUUCGUGACUUAAGAGCAAUGGAGGAGAUCUUUGCUCCAGCAUCAAAAGUUGAUUUGGGUGGAGAUCCCCAGUCUGUGUCAAAGCUACAGGAGAACUUUUACUCUGCAAAGCCACAGUUCCUACAACUGAAUGCAGAAAUAGAAUUCCUGGUUAAGACAUCCGAGCUGCUUGCCUUGAAAGGAAUACCAGUCAAAGAGAAGAAUGAGAGAGUUUCUGAGCUUCUUCAGCUGCAUCAGCAUGUCAGAGAUAAAAUCAGAGAGUAUGAAACUGUUCUUAGCAUGACCGUCAAAUUCCAUCAGCUUUAUCAAGAGCUAGAUAGCUUAAUAAAGACGGAACCAGUGACUGUGUUCAGUGAUGCCAGCCAGGCCAGGACACAGCUGACCCAGCACCAAGAGAGGCAGAGGCACAUUCGACAUCUGUACAAGCUUGCUCUUUCCCUGGGUGUAGACAUCACCAGCACUGUGCAGCAGUCGCGUGUGCUGGUGUUGUCAGUGCAGCGGUUACAGGAGAAGCUGGAAAGGUUGGAGAGAGGAAGCGAAAACUGGAUUGCUGAGGCCAACAAGUGUGAAGAGGGUUUGAUGAUCAAUGUCCACUGCUGUCUCUAUAAAGAAGAAAUCAGUGAACUGAGAGAGUCCUUUAAAGAUCUGAAGAAGAAAUUCAACAAUUUGAAAUUCAACUAUGUGAAGAAAAAUGAGAAGUUGAGAAACUUAAAGGCGGUGAAAAAUCAGAUCCAGCAAAUCGAGAUAUACAUUGAAAAGCUACAGGUUUUAAAGAAGAAGCUUCAAGCCUUCACUCUGAAGGUAUCUAGUAGCAGUGAGAAGCAUUUAAUUGGCAACAACCUCAGAGAGAUUGAGGAUACCUUAAAUGAGCUACAGAGACAGGUGGGCGACUUUGACAGGACGGUGGAGGAGUACAAACAGAACCUGGAUAUAAAUGUCAAGCUUCAGCAAGCCUUAGAGGAGUAUCAGUUCUGGUGUGACGAGGCAAGCUCCACAAUUGUACGUGUGGGUAAAUAUUCCUCUCAAUGUAAGACUAAGGAAGCAGUCAGCUCUCUCUACAAACAAUUCGAAAAGUUUGUGUGGCCCACAAUCCCACAGCAAGAGGAGAGAAUCAGCCAGAUCACUGAGCUGGCAGUGCGGUUACAUGGUGCAGAAGAAGGGAAAAAAUAUAUGGAGAAGACAAUCAACAAACACCAUGAAAUUGUGGAAUCAAUAAAGGAACUGUCAAAUGGACUGCUCGACCUUGAGGCCAAACUACAGUUGGAGACCAUGAAACAACCUCAAACACAUGAAGAAAACAACAAACGGGACACUACUCCUGAGCAAAAGGAAAGUGGACACACUCCUGAGAUGACAGGCCCACACUGUACUAAAGAGUUACCUAUCAACAAGAAUCCAGAAAACAAGAAACCUCAGCUUCGCAAGACACGAAGCCAAGAUUUGCCAGACAAACCUCAUCCAGAGCAUCAUAAGGUGCUGUCAGAGAUCAGACUGUGCACCCAGGAGGCCUAUUCCAAGACCAGCAAGCUGGAGACCAUCACAAACAAGUCUACUAUAGAGAGAAAAGAGGAGAUGCACACCUCCUUCACUCACAUCCACACUGUUAAUGUGAACAAUUCCUCUGUGGAGCGAGAUAGGAGUCACAUUCUGCAGCAAGCCAAGAGGGACUCCCAAGAAAUCCCACCUCCCUCUCCUCCCUCAUCACCACCUACACGAGAUCCAUCAUGCAUCACAGACAUCCAAAAACAGUUUCAGGGUGCAGAGAAACAGUAUUCUGCUCAGAAGACCAACUCUGAGGACAAUUAUAAGGGCUUUAUUAGACCUCAUCCACCCUCAGAUUCCAAGACUGCAGCUCAUCACUCUGUCGAGGAGGAGUUUUUGCCACAUGGAACACCAGAGCCAGCAUCUCCAGUACCUGAAGGUGACUUCCGCCCAGACCAUCUCACUGAGGAAUCGCUCUCCAAUGACGAAUACGAAUGCACCUCCCCUGAUGACAUCUCCCUGCCUCCAUUAUCCGAGACUCCAGAAUCCAACAUUAUACAGUCUGAAAAUGACCUGGAUGAUGGCUACUGCGUCAGCUCGCACAGCCUCCGUGUUAACCAGCACAGCCACCAGUCCCACUCCCAGUAUGGGGACACCCUACACCAGAGGCGGGACUGGAUUUCUAGCCAGGCCGAGAGCUACCCCUCUCCCACCACUGGUCUGGGGGCCAGGUUCAGAGCAGAGUCUUCCUCCUUUGUUCAAAGCCCCCUAACAGUGCCUGCCCCCAGUCUUGUGUCCAAUACCAUCUCCAGCUUGCUCUUCAAGAGCAAAUGUGGCAACCCACCACCAGGCAGCCUCACUGAAUGCAGUGAAACUCUUUACUCAGUGCAUGAAAGUCGUACCGAGAUACAAGAGAGUGUGCAUGAUUCCAGUAGUGCUCGGUCCCAUAGCACGCAUGCUACCCCAACCCCAUUAACCACAGAGCAGGACUCUGAUGUGUGCAAGCCCACAGUCAUCAGAGAGGAAAUCAGACGGGCAUCUUCCAAAAAGGCUAUGGGCAACCUGGCAGCUGGCCUGGGCCUUAACUUCUCCAAACCCUUGUCUAAUGCCACAGUUGUGGAGGGCUCUCCGGUGACCCUGGAGGUGGAAGUCACUGGAUGUCCUGAGCCUAUAUUAACCUGGUUCAAGAACGGACACAAACUGGUCAAUGAUGAGCACAUAGAACUGUCCCAUAAAGAAGGCAAGCAUGUGUUGUUCAUUCAGAGUGCUGCAGUGAGAGACUCUGGGCAGUAUAUGGUCACUGCCUCUAACUCAGCAGCCACUGUCUCCUCCAGCUCCAUGCUACAGGUCAAAGUACAUGGGGCCACUCCACACUUCCUCUCCAGACCAAAGGAGCUAAAUGUAUUAGUGGAAGAAGACCUGAGCUCACACUGCACUUAUCCUCAAGUGCACUGCCUCAGAGAUAUGAAGAUUGCAACAUGUGGUCAGAGCCAAAGUCUGAAGCACAAUGAUCUGACAGUUUCAUCCAUAAAAAGUGUUGGAGUGAGCAUGACUCAGGAAAAAGAUGAGAGUUCUGCCCUGAUGAUUAUUAGAGAGGCCAAAAAAUUCCUCAUAGAGGCCAGUGAUUAUGGCAUGCUAAAUAAGGAUCCAGAAAACCUGGAAUCACUGCCUGCAUCCACAGGCACACAUGCUGUUUUGGAGAAAGACUUUGGAGACCACCUAUAAUGUACAGUAGAACAUAUGUGAGAGACCAGAGUUCACAGAGCCAGAAUUUCAAAUUUUUCAUAAAUUAUUCAGAAUGUAUAAUAACUGUGACACUGGUGCUUAUUUGAUAAUUGCAAAUUGCAAAAGUACUCAGACCCUUCUGACCCCCCCCCUAAAUAAACCAUCUACAAAUAAUAAAAAGAAGGUCAUAUUUUUUUGCAUUCUAAACAAAAAUAAACA
Myxocyprinus asiaticus (Chinese sucker) is the source of this 5759-nucleotide messenger RNA. It is a transcript of the gene ccdc141, whose product is annotated as coiled-coil domain containing 141. The coding region runs from base 246 to 5540 and encodes 1764 amino acids. The record is from RefSeq and is a predicted model, not a curated record. The transcript is spliced from 28 exons. Lineage: Eukaryota; Metazoa; Chordata; Actinopteri; Cypriniformes; Catostomidae.